AUGCGUGUCCUUAUAGUCUUAAUUUCCUGCGCUAUUGCUGCCGCGGUGCCCAGCUGUCCUAACAUUCGCGUGAUCAUCGAUACGAACUUGGCUUCUGGAACUUGGUACGAGUUCCAACGCAGUGAUAAUAAUUUGAUUUCUAAUGGAACAUGUACGACUGUAAUUUUUCAUCAACCUGACGAGUGCAUUUGCAGAAUGGUUUACUGUGAUGAUCAAAUGGCCGAAAAAACAUUACUUGCAGAAAUUGUUCCGAAGCGUAGCGAUGUUUUUUAUUAUCGAUUUCCUUUAAUUGACAUUUUUGACAAAGAGUAUUAUAUUAUUGACACGGAUUACAUCAAUUAUACGGUUCUGAUGAGUUGUGAUCAAAAUUAUGGGAUUCCAAAAUUUGUGGUGGUAACCCGAAAUCCGUACCCAGAUGACGAAACUAUCAAGAAAAUACUUCAAUCAUUCCCAAAAAGACGACUCAACACUCCAAACUUGGUGGCGAUCAAUAACGAAGAUUGUGGAAAAUUUUGA
This is a messenger RNA of Cotesia congregata, 516 nucleotides long. NCBI's taxonomy places the organism in Eukaryota, Metazoa, Arthropoda, Insecta, Hymenoptera, Braconidae. The record is from the annotation of a GenBank genome assembly.